Messenger RNA from Melospiza melodia melodia, 2174 nucleotides. It is a transcript of the gene INSM1, whose product is annotated as INSM transcriptional repressor 1. The record is from RefSeq and is a predicted model, not a curated record. Gene Ontology annotation, cellular component: transcription repressor complex; nucleus. Gene Ontology annotation, biological process: negative regulation of transcription by RNA polymerase II; regulation of cell cycle process; neuron differentiation. Gene Ontology annotation, molecular function: DNA-binding transcription repressor activity, RNA polymerase II-specific; RNA polymerase II cis-regulatory region sequence-specific DNA binding. NCBI's taxonomy places the organism in Eukaryota, Metazoa, Chordata, Aves, Passeriformes, Passerellidae.
AUGGCCCCGGCUCGCUUAAAGGCGGCGGCGGCGGCCGCGCCGCGGGCAGCUAGCAGCCUCCGUCGUGGCCGCCGCCGGCCCGGAGCCGGCGCGAAGAUGCCCCGGGGCUUCCUGGUGAAGCGCAGCCGGCGGCCCACCCCCGUGUCCUACCGGGCGCGCUGCUGCCGCGAAGCCGCCGCCGGACCGCCGCUCCCCGCCGGCGCCGCGCAGCCGCCCGCCUGCCCCGCCGCUCCGCCGCCCCUGCCGCGGGACUCGCCGCCGCCGGUGCCGUUCGGGACGCCCGAUGCCGCCGUGCAGGCGCUGUACAGCCCCACGCGGCCCGUCAGCAGGGACAAGUACCUGGAGCGCGGCUUCAGCCUGGGCUCGCCCGUCUCUGCCGAGUCCUUCCCCGCGCCGGCCGUGCCCGGCACCAUGGACCCGAUCCUCUUCGCCCCGGCUGACCUCAAGCUCUGGGCCGCUGCCGGCCACGCCGAGCCGCCCGCCGCCCACCCCGGCCCCGGCGGAGUCCCCGCGCCGCCCGCCCCGGCCGCGCCGCCCGCCUCGGGCCGCCCGCUGCCCGCCAAGCGCCCGCAGGGUGCCUCCGAACCCGGGCGGCAGAAGGCCCCGUCGGGCAAGAAGACGAAGGCGAUCCGCAAGCUGACCUUCGAGGACGAAGUGACCACCUCGCCCGUGCUGGGGCUGCGCAUCAAGGAGGGCCCGGUGGAGGUGCCGGCCAAGGCGCGGGGUGGCUGCGCCCGCCCGCUGGGCGAGUUCAUCUGCCAGCUCUGCAAGGAGGAGUACGGGGACCCCUUCGCGCUGGCGCAGCACCGCUGCUCCCGCAUCGUCCGGGUGGAGUACCGCUGCCCCGAGUGCGACAAGGUCUUCUCCUGCCCCGCCAACCUCGCCUCCCACCGCCGCUGGCACAAACCGCGUCCGCCCGCCACCAAGAGCGGCCCCGAGGCGGGCCGGGCACCGGCCGCGGGCCCGGGCACGGCCCCGGCGGAGGAGACGCCGAAGGAGGCGAGCGGUGGCAGCGGCAGCGAACGGGACACGCCGAGCCCCGGCGGAGCCUCGGAGGCGGGCUCCGAGGAGGGGCUCUUCGAGUGUCCCCGCUGCGCCAAGCGGUUCCGGCGGCAAGCCUACCUGCGCAAGCACCUGGUGGGGCACGCUGCACCGGCACCCACGGCAACCCCGGUACCCGCACCGGCCCCGGAGCCCAGCGCCGAGGAGCUGCCGGCCGCCGAGUGCCGCCUGUGCCCCGUGUGCGGGGAGACCUUCCCCAGCAAGAGCAGCCAGGAGCGGCACCUGCGCCUCCUGCACGCCGCCCAGGUCUUCCCCUGCAAGUACUGCCCGGCCACCUUCUACAGCUCUCCCGGCCUCACCCGGCACAUCAACAAGUGCCACCCCUCGGAGAACCGGCAGGUCAUCCUGCUCCAGGUGCCGCUGCGCCCUGCCUGCUGAGCCGCCCGUGCCUUCCCCGCCGCCCCGUGCUGCUCCCCCGGGGCCGCCACACGAUUAGCUUUAAUACGGCUUGUGACCUGCUGGAAUCUGGCUUUACACUUACCUUCCCGGGGUCUCUCUCUUCUUUUUUCUUUUUUCUUUAUUUUAUUUUUUUUUUAAUUUUGUUCCUUUGCUCUGUUUUUUAUCGAUGUGAACAGAUCAAACUGCUUGAGAGAAACAAGCGUUUCCUUUAGUGUAGCCACAAAUGCCUUGACUCUGCUGUUGAUGGUCUCCAGAAAAUGCUGUAGAAACUGCCUUAACUGUGACAUGCCAACUUUCUGUUUCUGUUCGUUUGCCCUUUCUAAGGUAGCUCAUGAGUUGUCUAUCUGUAUAUGUUGGUUUGAUUAAUUAUGUUAUUUAUUCGUUAUUUAUUUAUAUUAAUUAUGAAGAUUGAUAUUAUUUGAUUGCAGAUAUUCUAAUGCGCUUUUUUGUCUCCCCACCUGCCAUUUCACUGUGCGUUUUAGAAGAUCUUUUUUUCUUAAGGGAUCUGCUAAAAAGGUUUUAACUUUUAUACCUAGAAUAACACAUGAUCUUAACCAUUUUAUCCCGUGCAACCAACAGCUCUUACUUUUAGAUGCAAUCUCUUUUUCUACACACAUUAUUUUCUUAACUGUUAGCUAUUUAUAGAGUGCUUCGAUAGAACUGUUUCAACUGUAUAAUUAUUUACUAUUCGAAUAAAAUAUUUUCAAAUUCAA